Phaeodactylum tricornutum CCAP 1055/1 is the source of this 660-nucleotide messenger RNA. RefSeq lists its product with no specific name. The transcript has 3 exons. The coding region runs from base 1 to 660 and encodes 219 amino acids. The record is from RefSeq and is a predicted model, not a curated record. Gene Ontology annotation, cellular component: cytoplasm; nuclear pore. Gene Ontology annotation, molecular function: GTPase activator activity. Lineage: Eukaryota; Bacillariophyta; Bacillariophyceae; Surirellales; Neidiaceae. Gene Ontology annotation, biological process: nucleocytoplasmic transport.
AUGAGUGAAGAAGCCCAAACACCGACGGAAACUCCCAACGAGAGUCCUGCAGAGGUGGUUGAAACAAAAGAAGGUGGCGAGAAUGUACCUGAAGAAGAGAGCACCGCUACCUUUGAAGCAGUGGUCAAACUUGAAGAAGUUGAAGUGAAGUCGGGAGAAGAAGAGGAGGAAGUUCUAUUUUCGCAACGAUCGAAGCUGUUCAUUUUCGGAGAGACCUUGCUAGAUAAAGGGACCGGAACUAAGUCAUGGCGAGAACGAGGAAUUGGAGACAUUCGCAUUUUGCGUCACCGUGAGCAUCAACGGAUCCGCGUGUUGAUGCGCCAGGAAAAGACAAUGAAAGUGAUUGCCAAUCAUGCAUUGGACCCUCGCUGUGUACUGAAACCAAACGCUGGAAACGACCGGUCUUGGGUCUGGUCAGCUUUCGAUUUCGCUGGAGGAGAGUUGGUCGAAACCGUUUUUGCCAUUCGUUUCGGCGACUCGGACAAAGCACUGGAAUUUAAAGCGGCCUUUGAGAAAUAUCAAGGUGAGAUGCAAGCACUUUUGAACGGUGAAGACAAGCCGGGCGAGGACGGCGGAAAAGCAGCCGACGAAGCGGCGGAAGCGCUUGCCGGUCUAUCGACCAAAGGCGAGGAGAAGGCAGAGGAACCCUCAGAGGAUUAG